Molecule: messenger RNA, 6263 nt
Organism: Trachemys scripta elegans
Lineage: Eukaryota; Metazoa; Chordata; Testudines; Emydidae
Gene: TNKS
Product: tankyrase
Exons: 27
Coding region: 19-3822 (1267 amino acids)
Cellular component (GO): nucleus; cytoplasm
Molecular function (GO): protein binding; NAD+ poly-ADP-ribosyltransferase activity
Source: RefSeq, a predicted model, not a curated record
ACAGGGCUGGAGUGGAAGAUGGCGGCGCCGCGUCGGUCCCAGCACCAUCACCACCAUCACCCGCCGCCCCCCGCGCCGGCCUCUCCGCCGCGCAGCCCAGGCCUCUCCCCUGCGGGCGCCGCGCCCUGUCCGCAGCGGCACAGCCUGGCCGGGCCAGAGGGCGAGGCCCCCCCUUCGGGCGGCGGUCGCGACGCGGAGCGCGCUCUGUCGCCGGAGCAGCCGGAGAGCGCGGCCGGGGCCGGGGCCGCCCCCCCGCCGGCCUCCGGCUCCAGUAGCAGCAGCGUGGCCACCAGCAGCGGCAGCGCUUCAUCGUCGUCCUCGGCGGCCUCCAGCCCGGCGGCCGAGAGCCCGGAGUCGCCUGGGCCGGGCGCGGGGAGCGGCGCCUUCCGGGAGCUGCUCGAAGCCUGCCGCAAUGGAGACGUGACCCGGGUCAAGCGGCUGGUGGACACGGGCAACGUAAACGCCAAGGACAUGGCGGGAAGGAAAUCCACCCCCCUGCACUUCGCCGCGGGUUUUGGAAGGAAGGAUGUAGUAGAACACUUGCUGCAGACAGGAGCCAAUGUUCACGCUCGUGAUGAUGGAGGGCUAAUACCCCUUCAUAAUGCUUGUUCCUUUGGUCAUGCUGAGGUGGUUAGCCUGUUACUAUGUCAAGGUGCAGAUCCAAAUGCCAGAGACAAUUGGAACUACACUCCUCUGCAUGAAGCUGCUAUCAAAGGGAAGAUAGAUGUGUGUAUUGUGCUGCUGCAGCACGGAGCUGAUCCAAACAUUCGAAACACCGAUGGGAAAUCAGCGCUGGACCUGGCAGAUCCUUCGGCAAAAGCUGUACUCACAGGUGAAUACAAGAAGGACGAACUCCUGGAAGCUGCUAGGAGCGGUAAUGAAGAAAAACUAAUGGCUUUAUUGACUCCUUUAAAUGUGAACUGCCAUGCAAGUGAUGGGCGGAAAUCCACUCCUUUGCAUCUAGCAGCAGGCUACAACAGAGUUCGAAUAGUCCAGCUUUUGCUUCAGCAUGGUGCUGAUGUUCAUGCAAAGGACAAGGGCGGACUUGUACCUCUUCAUAAUGCAUGUUCAUAUGGACAUUUUGAAGUCACAGAAUUGUUACUUAAGCAUGGAGCCUGUGUUAAUGCUAUGGAUCUCUGGCAGUUUACCCCCUUACAUGAAGCUGCUUCCAAGAAUCGUGUAGAAGUCUGCUCUUUGUUGCUUAGUCAUGGUGCAGAUCCAACACUGGUCAACUGCCAUGGCAAGAGUGCUGUCGAUAUGGCUCCAACACCUGAGCUAAGGGAGAGACUGACUUAUGAAUUCAAAGGACAUUCUUUACUGCAAGCAGCCAGAGAGGCAGACCUAGCCAAAGUGAAAAAGACACUUGCUUUGGAGAUCAUUAAUUUCAAACAGCCACAGUCACAUGAGACAGCUCUGCACUGUGCUGUCGCUUCCCUGCAUCCUAAACGGAAACAAGUUACAGAGCUGUUGCUCAGGAAAGGAGCUAAUGUUAAUGAGAAAAACAAAGACUUCAUGACGCCUUUGCAUGUUGCAGCUGAAAGAGCUCAUAAUGAUGUCAUGGAGGUUCUGCAUAAACAUGGAGCAAAGAUGAAUGCACUGGACACACUUGGUCAAACAGCUUUGCAUAGGGCUGCUUUGGCAGGUCACUUGCAAACCUGUCGCCUCCUGCUGAAUUAUGGCUCUGAUCCCUCCAUCAUCUCCUUACAAGGUUUCACAGCAGCACAGAUGGGAAAUGAAGCAGUGCAGCAAAUUCUAAGUGAAAGUACACCUGUACGCACUUCUGAUGUGGAUUAUCGACUGUUAGAAGCGUCCAAAGCAGGAGAUUUGGAAACUGUGAAGCAGCUUUGCAGUCCUCAGAAUGUGAAUUGCAGAGAUUUGGAGGGACGUCAUUCAACCCCGCUCCACUUUGCUGCAGGUUAUAAUCGUGUAUCUGUAGUAGAGUAUCUGCUGCACCAUGGGGCAGAUGUGCACGCCAAAGACAAAGGCGGCUUAGUACCCUUGCAUAAUGCCUGUUCGUAUGGACACUAUGAGGUGGCCGAGCUAUUGGUGAGGCAUGGGGCCUCUGUCAAUGUGGCAGACCUGUGGAAAUUUACCCCGCUGCAUGAAGCAGCAGCAAAAGGAAAAUAUGAAAUCUGCAAGCUGCUUUUAAAACAUGGAGCAGAUCCAACAAAAAAGAACAGAGAUGGUAACACUCCUCUAGAUCUGGUGAAAGAAGGAGACACAGAUAUACAGGACUUGCUGCGGGGAGACGCUGCCUUGCUAGAUGCUGCCAAAAAGGGUUGUCUGGCAAGAGUGCAGAAGCUGUGUACACCAGAUAAUAUCAAUUGCAGAGACACCCAAGGAAGAAAUUCAACACCAUUACAUCUUGCAGCCGGCUAUAAUAACCUGGAAGUAGCUGAAUACCUUCUAGAGCAUGGUGCUGACGUUAAUGCUCAAGACAAAGGAGGACUAAUCCCCUUACAUAAUGCAGCAUCUUAUGGGCAUGUGGAUAUAGCAGCGCUCUUGAUUAAAUACAGCACAUGUGUAAAUGCAACGGAUAAAUGGGCAUUCACACCGUUGCAUGAAGCAGCACAAAAAGGAAGAACACAGCUAUGUGCUCUGCUACUAGCUCAUGGAGCAGAUCCAACCAUGAAGAACCAAGAGGGUCAAACACCUUUAGAUCUGGCAACGGCUGAUGAUAUCAGAGCUUUGCUGAUAGAUGCAAUGCCUCCAGAAGCCUUGCCUACCUGUUUUAAACCUCAGGCAACUGUAGUUAGUGCCUCUCUAAUCUCACCAGCAUCUACUCCCUCCUGUCUCUCUGCUGCCAGCAGCAUAGAUAACCUUACAGGGCCUCUGGCAGAACUUGCAGUGGGAGGAGCAUCAAAUGCUGGGGAUGGAGCAGCAGGAACAGAAAGAAAAGAAGGAGAAGUCGCUGGUCUUGACAUGAAUAUCAGCCAGUUCCUGAAAAGCCUUGGGCUUGAACACCUGCGGGAUAUCUUUGAAACAGAACAGAUAACUCUUGAUGUAUUGGCAGACAUGGGGCAUGAAGAGUUAAAAGAAAUUGGCAUUAAUGCAUAUGGACAUCGUCACAAACUAAUAAAAGGUGUAGAGAGACUUCUAGGAGGUCAGCAAGGCACCAGUCCUUAUUUGACUUUUCACUGUGUGAGCCAAGGGACUAUUCUCCUAGAUCUUGCUCCCGAUGAUAAGGAGUAUCAAUCAGUAGAAGAGGAGAUGCAAAGUACAAUCCGGGAGCACAGAGACGGUGGCAAUGCUGGCGGGAUCUUCAACAGAUAUAAUGUCAUCAGGAUUCAGAAGGUUGUGAACAAGAAGUUGAGGGAGAGAUUCUGUCACAGACAGAAGGAGGUCUCAGAGGAAAAUCACAACCAUCACAAUGAGCGUAUGUUGUUUCAUGGGUCUCCUUUUAUUAACGCAAUUAUUCACAAAGGAUUUGAUGAAAGACAUGCAUACAUUGGCGGGAUGUUUGGAGCUGGAAUUUACUUUGCAGAGAACUCCUCGAAAAGUAACCAGUAUGUGUAUGGAAUUGGGGGAGGGACCGGCUGCCCAACACACAAAGACAGAUCCUGUUACAUUUGUCACAGACAAAUGCUUUUCUGUAGAGUCACUCUUGGAAAAUCCUUUCUGCAGUUCAGUACAAUGAAAAUGGCUCAUGCCCCUCCCGGACAUCAUUCUGUAAUUGGCAGGCCAAGCGUGAAUGGACUUGCAUAUGCUGAAUAUGUUAUCUACAGAGGAGAGCAGGCUUACCCAGAAUAUCUCAUUACAUACCAGAUCAUGAAACCAGAAGCUCCCUCACAAACUGCAACUGCAGCAGAGCAGAAGACCUAGUAAAUGUAGAGUGGUGAAGCAAAAUAUGAUUUAAAUCUUGGACUGGAUGACAUUUUGUUUCAGAAAAUCAAUAUCAUAUAAAAUUCUUGACAACCUGGAAAUAAGCUGUAUGUCUUUUAUAAAGCAUUGCUAUAUUGACAAGUAUAAUAUGAGUAACUGAUACAUACUCAACUGCUACUGUUCCUUUUGAGGAAAUGUUUACAAGGGACUGCCUUUUUACAACAUAUCUCAGGCUCAUUCUCACCUCAGUUACCAAGUGUAAAACAACAUUGCAUUGAUCUAGACUUUGGGAACAUUAUGCUACAAGCAGAAAACAUUACCAGUACAACUCCAUAUGUUAAAAUUUCAUAGACUACUGUUCUCGUUAUUUUUAUUUACAGAUAAAUUGCAUUAAACCCAUCAUUUCUUUUCAGCACACAAAAUUCAACUUAUUGUUUAGAGAGAUCUUAGUCAACUAUUUAUUUUACUUCUUUUGUAUUCUGAAAUUGAGCCGGAACCUUCUUAAAGAUAUUUUGCACAAAGUCAAGUUGGCUAAAAUCAUUAACAAUGCAAUAUGAGUUUCUUAUCCAAGAAGGGGCUAGGUCCAGUUCUUCAGCUUAGGGGUUUUUUGCACUUUUAUGAGCAAACGUUGCUACAGGCAUAACUUUAGGGUGGAAACAAAUCAAGUUCCAAUUUGCUGCUUACUCUGUCAGUUUUCUAGGAGAAGUAUUAGUGAGUAUCGUGAACUUCAUAAAGCUGCCUCUUGUGUUUGGUAAAACUUCAUGAAGCAGGUCAGUGCCCUCUGCGGACUAAAAUAUAAAUAUCGCUUUAUGAAUGAAAGGUUAAAAAGACUGCUAAAGUACAAUGCAGACUGUGAAAUGUUCUCAAGUGACAGUGGCAUAUAAUUCAAAAGAAGCAACUCUGCGAGGAGAUGAAAAUUAGUGGGUAAAAAGCCAGAAGAUUGUGUGCAGAAGUAUGAAGUGCAGUUCCUUAAAGACACACCCAGCAACUGGUUAAUUUAAAGCAACAAAAAUGGAUUAUAUUAUGUCGAGUUCAUGUCGUAUCUUCAUGCACAACAUCACAAUUGAAGUGCACGAGUGAUGUACAAAAAAGAUACAAACAUUUAUUUCCACCAGUGUAUAAUUGUUCUAAACAUCAAUUAGUGGGGACUGGGUUUAUAUGAAAACAAAGCCAGGCUUUGUCCUUUCUAAUCAUCCUCCUACAAUGUUUUGUUUUUAUUUUGUCUGGGUAGGGGAAGGUUACUUUCAAGCACUGCGUAGCAUAAUAUAAAAUGGUUUCAAAUGUCCAAUACCAAGGGUGCAAAUUUAACCCCAAAAAAAUCUUGACUUCCUUUUGCAACUUUAAUUUUAGAAAGACGGAGGAAGUUGAAAAUAAAACCAUUUUAAGAUUCUUUUUUAAUAGGCUGUCUCAACAAGAGGCACAGCAGCAUUUAUUGUGCAGUGACUUUGGAAAAUGUAUGUCUGAGAGAGCUACACUUUUUAUGAGUGCAUAACAGCCAGCGAUGUUAAAUUGCUCAUGUUACAAUUCUUGCAUUAAUGCCUUUUACCUCCAGAAAGUAUUGAAAUGACAGGUUAGUGUAUUGCCUUUAGUUACAAAAUAAAAGAAUUGUCUACUUGCAGAAAUCUGCGGAUAAAACAAUCAAAAAAAAAAUCCGAACAGAGAUUUUCAAUAUAAAAACAGAAGAAAUUCUGCAGAGAGAUUCUUGUGGAGAACAAAUGUUACCACUUGUAAAAUUGGUAAUUUGAGGCAGGCUUGCUGAACUGCACACCAUCUUUUGCAGUAUACCUAGAGAAAAGGUUAGAAGCAGCAGUUCCAAUAAACAUCAAACUUUUCUUUGUUUUGCUUAAGUCUCCUGUGCCGGCACUGGACAUAUGGUUCUGAGUUUGGUUUUGUGACUCUAAUAUGCUUCGUCAGUCCAAACCAGAAUUAAGACCCAGCUGUCCCUUUUAAUUAAAUUUCAUUGACUCAAGUUGAGUGUUUGUGUUUUGGCUACUUGUUUAAUAGUGUUAGAAUUCAAAUGAUAACAACUAGGCUUUGAAGUUUUGUAUUCAUUUAGAGGGCUUUUUAUUUUUAUGUUAUUUAGUUAAUCAGGGGUUUGGGAUGUGCCAUCUGCAGUAGUUUCAGAUAGCUGUUAAAAUGCAUAUUACCUGCCAUCUCUCAUUAGACAUAGUUUUAAAUGGUAACACAGUUGUGCAUCUUAGUUAAGCGAAACAGUUAACAUGGGUGUAGAAGUUCAAAGCUUUACAGCUUUAAAAAAAACCCUAUGCCUGAUUCUGUUGUUGUUUGUUGUUUCCAAUGUACUAAUUGAACUAAUGGCUGCUCUAGGAUUCAUCUGGAGCUCUAAACUUCUAGAAGACAAAAAUGUGGUCCAAUAUCUUUUAACUGCCAGUGUUAUGUAUCUGAUGUUCUGUGCAGAGUAAAGGUGCUGUGUGAGGAAAUCA